This is a messenger RNA of Cordyceps fumosorosea ARSEF 2679, 1836 nucleotides long. Its product is annotated as DNA lyase. Gene Ontology annotation, molecular function: zinc ion binding; phosphoric diester hydrolase activity; endonuclease activity. The annotation marks the transcript as partial. The transcript has 6 exons. Lineage: Eukaryota; Fungi; Ascomycota; Sordariomycetes; Hypocreales; Cordycipitaceae. The record is from RefSeq and is a predicted model, not a curated record. Gene Ontology annotation, biological process: base-excision repair. Gene Ontology annotation, cellular component: nucleus.
AUGGCAUCCGAUUUUAGAAAUCCAUUUGGAUAUCAGCCAUGGCGAGAAAAGCGCACAUUCCAGGCUAUGUUUGACAUUCUCGAAGCCGACAUUGUGAUUAUGCAGGAGACCAAAAUUCAGCGCAAGGAUUUGCAAGAUGACAUGGUUCUUGUGCCGGGCUGGGACGUAUACUUCAGUCUACCACAGCAUAAAAAGGGCUACUCGGGAGUUGCCAUCUACACCAAGAAUGCGACGUGCGCGCCCAUUCUCGCGGAGGAAGGCGUCCUAGGGAUACUUUGCCCACCGAAAAGCAACACGCCAUAUCGAGAACUACCAGAAGACAAGCAAAUUGGUGGAUACCCGACGUUGGCCCAGCUAAACGGAAAUGUGGAUGAAGCAUUGCUCGAUUCGGAAGGACGAUGCCUAAUUCUAGAGUUUCCAGCAUUCGUACUGUUUGGGGUCUACAGCCCAGCCAACCGCGAUGAGUCGCGGGUCGAAUUCAGACAAAGCUUCGUGGAGGCUCUAGAGGCUCGGAUACGAAACCUGAUUGCCGCAGGCAAACAAGUGAUUCUCACUGGGGACUUCAACAUUAUCCGCAGCGAAAUGGACAGCUCAAAUGUUGCUGAAGGCCUCAGAAAAGAGGGAAUGACAAUAGACGAAUGGCAGUCGAUGCCGACGCGACGGAUACUCAACCAACUCUUGUUUGAUGGGACCGUCAUUGGCCCCCGAGACAAGGCCCGUGAAGAUGCUGUUUUAUGGGACAUAUGCCGGUGCUUUCACCCUACACGGAUAGGCAUGCACACGUGCUGGGAUACGAAGAGAAACACGCGACCAGCCAACCUGGGCAGCCGAAUCGAUUACAUCUUGUGUAGCGAUGGGAUCAAAGAUUGGUUCGUGGACUCGAACAUCCAGGAAGGACUGAUGGGAUCAGAUCACUGCCCGGUAUAUGCGACGAUGAGCGAUACAGUUCUCAAGGACGGCAGGGAGACUGCUCUUGCGGAAGUUGUGAAUCCCACCAACAUGUUUCGGGGCGGGCAGCGGAUCCGGAAUUGGGAACAACGGGACGCGCUGGCCCUUUCUGCCAAGCUCAUCCCGGAAUUUGACCGGCGGCGCAACAUAAGAGACAUGUUUACAAACAAGGCGGCGCAUGCUUCGUUCGAUAGAGGGAAGAAUGGUGGGCAAUUGCUGCAAAUGGAAGCCGCGGAUAGGUCUGCCCACAAAACCACAAGCACGGGCACGACUGCAAGCGGCGCGAGUGACGCAGAAGAGACAAAUGUCGAGGAGCGGGAACGGGUGAGCCAAAACAAGAGACAUGCUGGGCCAGUUCAGGUGGGCAUCCCAGCAAACAAGAAGAGCAAAGGCUCUAGCGACGCCAAGACAAAAGUUGCUGGCGGGCAAACAACACUGCAAGGAUUCUUCAAGCCCAGAUCUACCAGUACUAGAGCAUCAGCUGGCGGGCAGUGUGGCCCUCUUGCAGGCCCCUGCCAAGUGCCUGGGCUGGCGCAGACACCACCACUGACAGCCAACGCGGUGUCUCUGCAGACACCAACGUCAUCACAAACGGUGAAUGUCAAGCCAGUGGAGCAAAAUUCUCCCGGCAAGGUGUUCGACCCGAUUGAAGCCAAAGAGUCGUGGUCAAAGCUACUUGGAAGACGAGUAGUUCCAAAGUGCGAGCACGACGAACCAUGUAUCAGCUUGGUGACAAAAAAGCCUGGCGUCAACUGUGGACGCUCGUUUUACAUUUGUCCUCGCCCAUUGGGGCCGUCAGGAGACAAGGAACGAGACACUGAGUGGCGAUGCGGAACGUUUAUCUGGAGUAGCGACUGGAACAGCGCGGCGUCGUUGAGCGGCCCAUGA